GCGCCACUUACAGAGCAAGGCACAUUUGCAGAGAGUCCUCCGUUUUGGCAAAAUGAGUUCCAUUCACUCUACCAAAUAAUGUUCCUGAAAUGAAGAGGCUGGGAUUCAUUUCCACAACUUAAAAUAUGAAGCAAGAUCAUCAGCUAAAAGUGAAAACUAAGAAGACUGUUGGAGAUGAUUCAACAAGAAAGGUGGAAUAAUGUUAACCAGUGAAAAAGCUCCUUUUUGUUCAGAGGAAUUUCACAAAGUAGAUCUGAAGGAAAUUUGACAUGGAAGCCCAAAAAUCCUCAAAGAAUUGCAGUAUUACAGGUACAGAAUUUCCAGACCCAAGUUUGCCUCUCGAUUGGCCAGAUGAUUUCACACUUCGUGGCAAUAAAGCUGCUAAUGCUACAAAUCCAUUCUGGAAUGAACUGUCUGUUUCUAACCCAUUUUUGGAUGACAUAACUCAGCUAAGAAAUAAUCAGAAGAGAAAUAAUAUUUCCAUCUUGAAGGAAGAUCCUUUACUUUUUUUCAGAGAAAUAGAAACUGGAAAUUCUUUUGAUUCCUCUGGUGAUGAACUUAAUGUGCAUCAGUUGCUGAGACAGUCUUCCUCAAGGAAAUGUGGAAGAUCUAAAAGUGUUUCAGAACUUUUGGACAUUUUAGAUGACACAGCACGUGCCCAUCAAAAUGGACAAAAUUCUGACCAGAUCCUAGAACAAGACUUAGAAUGGCUUCAAAAUGAUCGAGAGGCUUAUAAAAUGGCUUGGUUAAGUCAACGCCAGCUGGCCCGCUCCUGUCUGGAUUUAAAGACAAUUAAUCAGAGUCCUGGGUGGGCCCAAACACAAGUUGCAGAGACCACAAUAGUUUGCAAAUUAAACCAUCAAGGGGGGUCAGUACAGUUACCUGAAUCAGAUAUCACUGUUCAUGUUCCCCAAGGUCAUGUAGCUAUAGGAGAAUUCCAAGAGUUAUCUCUAAGGGCUUUUCUAGAUCCCCCACAAGUACUGAACCAUGAUCUUUCAUGCACUGUAAGCCCACUGUUGGAAAUCAUGCUAGGUAACCUUAACACAAUGGAAGCUAUUUUGCUAGAGAUAAAAAUCGGGGCUGAAGUAAAAAAGGAUCCUUUCAGCCAAGUCAUGACAGAAAUAGUGUGUUUACACAGCCUAGAUAAAGAAGGCCCUUUCAAGGUAUUGAACAACUGCUACAUUUACAAAGACACCAUCCAAGUCAAGCUAGUAGACUUGAGCCAGGUGAUGUAUCUAGUGAUUGCUGCACAAACUAAAGGUAUUCAGUCACCUGCUACGACCAUUUGGGAUUAUAUCCACAAAACCACCUCAAUUGGAAUUUAUGGGCCCAAAUAUAUCCACCCCAGUUUCACUGCUGUUUUUACAGUUUGUGGACACAGUUAUAUGCCAGGAAAGCUUACAAUUUCUGAUAUUAAGAAGGGUGGGAAAAAUAUGUCUCCAGUUGUAUUUCAGCUCUGGGGGAAACAUUCCUUCUUACUUGAAAAGCCACAAGAUUUAAAUAUUUCUGUCUUUUCAUGUGAUCCUGAUUUUGAAGUGAAGGUAGAAGGAAAAAGAAAAGAAAUCAAACAAAAGCAGUUGCGAUCAGGUCAAGUAGUUCAUCAGCAAUUUUCAUUCUCUUUAGUUGACUCCAGAGAAAUGCACUUGUUUGUUUUCCGUGUUCAGGUGGAGCCUCCCAAUGGUAGACCAGUUACACAGUUCUUUAUUACUACUCCUGAUCCAGCCCCAAACCUAAAAAGGCUCUCAGAUCUGCCAAGUGAUUGGCAGAAGGAAAAAGAAAUAAAGUCUACUCCUUUACUACCAACAGUGCAUGUUAAAUAUCCCACAUUUCAAGACAAAAAAAUGAACUUUACAAACUAUGGGAUAACCCUGAAGACAGUGCUAAGACAAAGCAAGAUUGACUACUUACUUGAAUAUUUCAAAGGGGACAGAGUAGCUCUUCUUGGAGAAGGUAAAGUAAAAGCCAUUGGGCAGUCUAAAGUGAAAGAAUGGUAUGUGGGAGUCCUGAGAGGUAAGAUUGGACUUGUGCAUUGUAAAAAUAUCAAGGUGAUUGCAAAGGAACAAGUAAUGUCUACAUCGGAUACUGUCUUCACAACCUGGAAUCUUCUUGAACAAAUUGCUCUGCCUUUUAAAAAACUGACUUAUAUCUACUCAGUUGUAUUGACCUUGGUGUCAGAAAAAGUUAAUGAUUGGAAAGUUUUAGCUGAUGUCCUGGGUUACUCACAUCUGGUGCUGGAAGAUUUUGAUCGAAUACAAGCAGACAAAGAAUCAGAAAAAGUUUCUUAUGUUGUGAAGAAGUUAAAGGAAGAUUGUCAUACAGAUAGAAAUACCAGGAAGUUUCUUUAUGAACUUGUUGUGGCUCUGCUGAAGAUUGAUUGCCAGGGGUUAGUAGCACAUCUCAUCCAAGAGGCUGUUAUUCUGACUUCAGCUGUCAAGCUUGGAAAAGGCUGGAGGGAACUAGCUGAAAAGUUAGUAAGACUCACAAAGCGACAGAUAGAGGCAUAUGAAACUCCUCACCAAGGAAAAGCGGGAGAUGUUACCACAGAGAUGAUGUGGAAACCUGCCUAUGAUUUUCUCUAUACUUGGAGUGCUCACUACGGAAAUAGCUACAGAGAUGUGUUACAAGACCUUCAAUCAGCCUUGGAUAGAAUGAAAAAUCCUGUGACCAGACAAUGGCGGGACUUAACUGGAGCUUUAAUAUUAGUAAAUUCUUUAGAGGUUUUGAGAGCAACUGCAUUCUCCACUUCAGAAGAAGUAUAGAAAUGAAGGGUAUGUUUUUUGGAGGAGGGCCUGGGGAUAGAAUAGGUGUGUGUGUGUGUGUGUGUGUAUGUGUGUGUGAAAGAUGAAGAAUCUGAGAAAAGUAUUACUUAUUUUUUUCAUAUUUGAAAAAAUAUUUUUUCUCCUGGUGAAAGCACAGCAUGACACAAAAUCCAAAGGUGGGUUUUAUAAUCAAAUAUGUGUUUUUGUAUAUGUUUCAAAUGCAAACAUUAAGGUGUUUUCUUAUUGAGAAAGGAAAGAAAAAUCCCCUCUCCCUUUCAAAGUUACUUUUAGUUGAAACAAAUGACGGCUAGCAAAAUUAUGUCACACAGAUAUCCAGAUUAUUCAGAGGCUCUCCAUGUGAACAUGAGUUUUAUCAGGAGACAGGGAGAGAGGAGAAGCAAACAUAGGAACAGGGCUCCAGGCUUUCUGUAUCUGAUCUCUGUUAUUUCUCAGUGGCAUUUGUUGGCAUUAUUUCUUUUCCAUGUGAAGGAACUAAGGACUAAAGAGGAUGCUCAGAACAGUACAGGCAGUGUGAAAGAGGUUUUCUGUCUGCAAAACCUGGUUAUACUUAAAAAAAAAAAGCAUAGCACAUAGGAAUAUAGUAACAACAAUUAAAUGUGUAUUAAAAUGUAUAGGGAAAUUGUAGCUAUUUCAUUUUAAUUGAAGCUCACUGCUCUUUCCCACCAUCUCUUGAAAGACUGCCGGAAGGAAAAUAUGACUUAUCAGAAAUCCAUUGUCUGCAUCCACCAACUGGAGUUUUCACCACCUUCCUCCAGUAUUUUGAGACCUAACUAAUCAUGCCUAACUUGGACUUUUCCUUCAGGAUCCUAGUGCAGAGUAGUUCUUUAACUCUCAAAGAUAUUUAAUAGCAAAAGUUAUUUUUUAAAAAACCUGAUUUAUCACUGUGAAGUGCAGCAAUCUUAACCACUGAUAUCUUUGUAUAUGUUCAUGUGUUCACGUAAACACAUGUAUUUGUGUGUGUGUGUGUGUGUGUGUGUGUGUGUGUGUGUGUGUGUGUGUAUACCAGAGUGUUUUAUAAAGCUUUGGAAGACAAAGAUUAUGUAGGAAUUUGGACCAGUAUAAGUGCUAACUGUGGAGUAGUUGAUAAAGAGAUGGUCUGGGCUUACUCAGAUGUUCAAUCUUCUGUUUAUGUAUUUUAGACAGUCAUUCAUUUAUUGUCACUUAGUUGACAGAUGGAGUGUGUGUACCUACUCUGUGGCAGACACGUAGAUGUUUGAGGCUAAUAGCUAAUAAUGGGGAAUAAACAGCAUGAUACUUGACUUCAGUACAGCUGAAGUGAUUGAGACAAUAGUAAAAAAAUCUAUACAGACAAAUCUUAAAAUGGCAUCUGCAAUACCAGCUGCAAUGGAAAAACUGAGAUGCCAAGAGAUUAGAUUUGGGGGAUAACAUGUGGAUCAGGGGAUCAAGUUAAGUUUUCUCUGGGAAAGAAAUGAUGAGCCUAGUAGAGGAUCAGACAGUGUUCCUGGUCUGGGGAGGCAAGAAGAGGCAGUUCCUCAAUGCACCGAAGCCCUCAGGCAGGAGGGGAGCUCAGAAGAUGCAGGAAGCCAGGGUGAAGGGCUGGAAAGGGCGAAGGAGUGAAGGAAGGAAAGAUGCUCUCAAAGGUAAUGCGGAUGAGCUGAAUAAGGAUUUUAUUUAGAGAUCCUGAAUAAAACAUGUCCAUUUGGCUAAAAAGUAAGAGCAGACUCUUUUUAGAGCUUUUAAUACACCCACCCUGGGGUAUUUGGUAUGCUGGCAAAUGUAAUUCGAAUUAGGGUUUAAGAUCUUUAAGGCUUUUAAUAUUUAUAUUUGAUGAUAAGAGAAUACAGCCUGCCCAAGGAGUUAUGUACACCCAUUCAAGGACGGAAUUUAUUUUUGUUGAGAACAAAUUCAGGAAGAAGGAAAAAAAAAAAAGAUUUUAAGAUCGGAACGCAAUCAUUUUUAGUGGUGAUUUUGCUUUCUUUAGAACAUUCUUGGAAUCUUAUUAGCAUGUCAGCAAAUCAGAGAAUUUCGGGAAAGGAUAAUAAGGAAUUAAUAACUGGGUUUUUCCAGGCUCUAAGAUCUGAGACAACAGAGAUCUUUUUAGCUGAUUAGGGUAGUAAGAUGAAGUAAAUCACUUCAGGUUUAUCACAUCAUGUGUUGUGAUUGUGGUUGGGAAGUUUAUCAAGAGUUUAAAAAAUGAACAAGAUGGUCUCUGAAAUUUAAGGAUGAAACAAUGAUUUAAAUAUUAAUACACACAAAGAUAUUUUAUAAUCUUGUAAUAAAUGCUU
Molecule: messenger RNA, 5026 nt
Organism: Phacochoerus africanus (Common warthog)
Lineage: Eukaryota; Metazoa; Chordata; Mammalia; Artiodactyla; Suidae
Gene: MACC1
Product: MET transcriptional regulator MACC1
Exons: 6
Coding region: 270-2759 (829 amino acids)
Cellular component (GO): cytoplasm
Molecular function (GO): protein binding
Source: RefSeq, a predicted model, not a curated record